Podarcis lilfordi (Lilford's wall lizard) is the source of this 25086-nucleotide messenger RNA. The record is from the annotation of a GenBank genome assembly. Lineage: Eukaryota; Metazoa; Chordata; Lepidosauria; Squamata; Lacertidae.
GGCGACUCUAAUGAGUAACCACCAGCCUCUUUCAGGGCACAUCAGCUCAGGGGGUAAGCCCCACCCAGCCCAAUCGAUCGCAAGACUUGGCGCACAUACACGAUUUGAAUGGCACUUUGAGGGAGGGUGGCCCCCUCCAACAUGGGUGUAGCCAAGAGGGGGCAGCUCGCCUGAGAAACACCUCAACCACUUUGGCUGCCCGCCCCCAGCAAAAAUCCUGGCUACGCCCAGGCCCCCCAGGCCCCAGCUCCUUCUGCCCCCCUCCCUUGGUUUUCUAUGUAGUAGACCCUCCGGAGAAGUCCCGCUAGUCUCGCCUGCUCCUGCGUCCCCUGCCAAGAGAUUUCCUUUCCAUAAUGCAAGGCUGCAUUUCCCCCUUCCCACCCCAGUUGCUUGCGGAUUAGUUAUUCCCCUCCACGCUCUUGAAGCAGGCAAUCGUUUUAAAUUUUUUAAGGUGAGCUGAAUUUCCAAGCAUUUGACAUUUUGGGUGAGGCGGCGGCGGCAAGCCCAGGCGCGGCGGCAGAUGCAAACAAAGCGAGCGGGCUGCCCUUUGGGGGAAGGAGGGUUGCUGCAACCUGCCCGGCUGCACGGGCCCCUCGGCCAAGCAAACUCCGCCGGACGGGACGGGGGGGGUGUCGUUGUCCUCCGCCCGCCCCGCGGGAAAGGGAGGCGGGGAGAGCAGGGCUCCCUCCCCGGAAGUGAGCGCCUGCUGGCCUCUUGCGCAGCCGGAGGGUUUCGGCACCGCGGCGCGUUGCAGGACGAGGAGGCGCGCCGGGGCGCAGGGAUGCGACUCCGCGCUCGCUGCCCGGGGUAGAGCCCGCCUGCGCCGCGCCCCCGUCCCCCCCCGGCUCGUGUGCAUGCGAUCCCGUGUCUCGCGCGCGGAGAGGCGGCAGGCACCAUGGGGCUCCUGGCGCUGCUUCUGGUGCUCGGGUGCUUCUACAGGUACGAAGGUGCAGAGGACGCCGCGGCAGGUAAGGCCACAAAGGCUGAUACUUAUCUAAGAAUCCUGUACCCACUUUAUCCGGAUUUGCUCACUGACCAGACAAGUGAAAGAUGGGGCCACAUACUCUAUGGCUUCGUUUCUGGGAAACGGUGCCCCCCCCCCAUUCCCAAUGCCUGUUGCACGCCCGAAGUUCACGUAGUUUGGGCUGGAUCUUGGCUGGAGUGGCCGUGGCUUAAAGCUGCUUUCCUUCCAAAGGGAUCUUAGUGUGGAAGCCGGGAAGGGCUGUCUUGUUUCUCAACAAUCGGUCAGCAAAGCAGGCUGUGUGCGCCUUGGACUGAUGCUGUUGUGCAUGGAUUGGGUUUUCGGGGCUCUGUAUGAAAACUAUGUUGAUUGUGUUUACUUAAUUCAGCUAAAGCAAAGGGAAAUUUCCCCCGCCCUCCCCCCAGGGGUGCAAGGAGAGUUGCUUUAUCUAAUCGGUACUGUGUUCUGUUUUGCACAUUGUGCAACAACAAACCUGAGUUUGCCACCAGGUGUCCUCUCAACCUGGCUCCUUUAUAUGGUUCACUGUCUCGUGUGUUUGUCACAUUAAACUUCUGGAGGGAGCGUGUAUAUACACACACACACACACACACACACACAUACACACACCCUAAGAUGUAAACCUUAAAAUGUCAUGUAUGAAGAAACUGUAACUCAUAUACUGCCAGGGUGGAAAACCCCUUUUUGGCUUCAGGGCUGCAUGCCCUUCCAGGAACCCCAUACCACUGGUGGAAGGCGACAGAGGCAAAAGUGAGCAGAUAAAUGGCUGUAAAUUUUACCUUGGUACAGCAGGCAGGCUUCUCCACACUCACAAAUACACCUCCCUCUAGCCGAGAUCCAGGCAAGCGGAAGGAGUUAUUGGAGUCCAAGGACCCAUUCCAGCCAGACAUAAAGACUCAAGGAAGUGGCAAAGGCUGGCCAGGGAGGGGGCUUCCUUGUUUUUGGCUGGCAAUGGGAAUAUAGGCAUUAGUUGCCUGUAUUUCCCAUGUCAGCUGUCUUCCAAUGGAAGCAAAACAGUCAUGGGAAUUGUAGGCUUUAAAAGAACUGGUCAUGUGUCUUCAUAGUUUGAGUCAUGUGCCUUGGCAUCUGUGCAGCGUUCUUGGUUCCCUGAGCUGAUGAACAAGCAUGUCUUUUAUUGCUGAGACAAAGUUCUGCUGUGGAUAAUGCAGAAGGAACAGCAGCAAAUGUGUCAUUGGACGCAAUUACAUUAUACGUAAAUGCUCAAACUAGUUUUGCAGCUCUCACUGGUUUGUCAGAGUUCUUGCUGCAAUAUUGCAUGAGCUUUGAUAAUGGUCUACAGAAGAACAACUUAAUUAAUAUUAGAAGCAAGGAGCAUUCUUACAGCUUGAAGAAUGUGACUAUUCUAGGGCCAUGGUAUUUUGCAAUACUGUACACAGCUGGUAAGCUAAACUGCUUUUCCUUUGACUUCAGAAGGCGGAAGGUCGGCAGUUCAAAUCCCCAUGACGGGGUGAGCCCCCAUUGUUUGGUUCCAGCUCCUGCCCACCUAGCAGUUCAAAAACACGUCAAGUACACGUCAGUUCAAAAACACGUCAAGUGCAAGUAGAUGAAUAGGUACCACUCUGGCAGGAAGGUAAACAGCGUUUCCAUGCGCUGCUCUGGUUUCGCCAGAAGCAGCUUAGUCUCUGUUGCAGUUCAUAGAAUUUUGGAACCAUGUCUGAUUGCUGAGCCACUGGUUACACCAGGAAGGAUAGGUUUUCUAUCUUAACACCUCUCCAGAGCUGUCUUGAUGACAAAUAUAAGGAAUGCACAUUGGAGAGACUCAUUUGUUUUCCAAUUCCAAAAAACCAAAACAAAACCAGAGUCUAAAAAAUAAGAACAUGAGAAAAGCCCUGCUGGAUCAAGCCAGUUGCCCAUCUAGUCCAGCAUUUUGUUCUCAGUAUCCAGCCAGAUGCUUAUGGGAUGCUUGAAAAGAAGUCCUGAGUGCAACAGCUCUCUCCCCACUUGUGAUUCUGAGCAGAUGGUAUUCAGACAGUGGAGGUAGAUUAUAGCCUUAUCCUCUAUGAGGUUUUAUAAUCCUCCUUUAAAGCCAUCCAAUUUGGUGGCCAUCAUUACUUCUGGUGAGAGCAAAUUCCACAGUUGAACUAUGUGCUGUAUUGGCAUUUUAAAGCAAAUUAUUUCUUUAUGUUUAAGUCUCUCUUUUGACUUGUGUAAUGCCAUCUCAUUCUUGACCUAAGAUGGCAAAAGCAGCAAAGCUGCCCAUUUUAUGCUACUACCUUAACUUUAGGCAGGCACAUACAACUGAUAAGGUAAAAGUACUCCUGGACGGUUAAGUCCAGUCAAAGGCAACUGGGGUUGCGGCAAUCAUCUCGCUUCAGCCCGAAGAAGCCAGUGUUUGUCCGCAGACAGCUUUCCGGGUCAUGUGGCAGCAUGACCAAACUGCUUCUGGCACAACGGGACACAGUGACGGAAGCCAGAGCACACAGAAACGCCAUUUACCUUCCCAUCGCAGCGGUACCCAUUUAUCUACUUGCGCUGGUGUGCUUUCGAACUGCUAGGUUGGCAGGAGCUGGGACAGAGCAAUAGGAGCUCAACUCAUUCUAGUUUGCCCCCAACCUCCUCCCUUCCAGGUCAUGUGGCCAGCAUGACUAAGCCACUUCUGGCGAACCAGAGCAGUGCACGGAAACGCCGUUUACCUUCCUGCCGGAGCGGUACCUAUUUACCUACUUGCACUUGACGUGCUUUUGAACUGCCCUACAGUCACUCAAAUAUGAUACGCAGUGUAUUGAUCAGCAGUUUUCACAAAUGGUAUUCACGUUCCAAAACAAUCUAAUCAGAAUUAUGCCUUGCUCAGAGCACAUGGGUUAUAUAGGCUGUUCACAGAUUAAUCAACAAAAGCAUAUGGAGCAACUGAAAAAAAUGUGACAGCCACACUGUGAAGGGUUUUCCUUGCCUUCAAGUGUUGUGAAUCUUUGAAAACCCUUGUCAAGUAGAAAAGCAGAGAAUGUGGAGCGAAGUAGUCUUUACUAACAGAAUGGUGCUUUAUUUGGACAGUGCAAUUGGUACAAAGUCAUUUGAGGCCAAAUUCAAUAGUAUCUCUUGUUAUGUUAGCUAUAGAAAAUAUCUUGUCUUGUUGAAACAUAAUGAGCACCAUCCCCAAUCAGUUAGGUAUGCAUCUGGCUCAUUAGAACGAAUGGAUCUUAAGAGUAAUUGUGUACUUAUGUGACUCUGAAUAAAUCUCAUUAUUUGCAAUGGGGUUUUACAUUGCCUAGCUUCCCUUGGGAUUAUAUUUUGUGUAUAAGAUCAGUGUGCUUUUCAGUCCCUGAAGUAAACUAAGUACUUUUUCUGUCAUGCCUUGCACAAGUGUUUGCACUAGUUUGUCCUUUGACUUUGGGUAGUGGUGCAAUACAGAAAAGAAGAAUCCUUUCUUUGGUACGAAAUCCUGUCGGUCACUCUUCUUGAAUGUGAAAAUGGCUCCUUGGCUGUGGUAAUCUUCCUGCUCGAAUAUUGCCCCUUACCAACACUAUUCCUCAAAGUGCCUUUUAGUUUUCAUUAUCACAUUUCUGUGAAAUACAUUCCUCACUGCAUGUUUUCACAUGAAGAGCUAUGUACAAGUGUUAUGUGUUGUUAUCCACCUUCAAACAGGAAGAGGAUCUACAAAUCAUCAUUUGGUUCACUAAAGGUCUCACACACAGAGUUCUGUGGUGCUGUUUUUCAAAUAUGUGUCAUGCCAAGAUUCAUGUCAUUUUAAUGAGCAAGAUUCAGUUGUCAACUUUAACAAAAUUAAAAAUGUUUCACACUCAAAUAGGUUAUAAGCAACUGUUACUGUUGGUAGCCCAGAACUUUAGCAAAGAAACUCUGGUUUGUUUAACAUCUCAUGAUUUAAGGACAGGGACUCUGGAUAAAGUAUUUAUCUCUCUCUCUCUUUUAAAGCAGCGUGAAACUGCUGUAUAAAGUAGCUGUUCUCUGAAAAACCAGCACAGUUCAAGCCCAAAGUAGGGCAUUUCCUGUGUACAAGAGACUUCGAAAAGGCAGGCACCAAGGAAGUGGCUCUCAUUCCAGACUAUGCUUGCCAAUCCAGCAAUUUCCUUAUGCACUAAGGAGAGCUGAUAAAUUCAAUGAAUUUACAACUGCCCUUGAUCUCAGACAGCAACCCUCAGAAUCACAUGGCUUGGAUAAGGUUCAAGUAAUACUAAAAUAAAAUAAAAUAAAAUAAGACAUAGCGAUGAUGCAAGCUUUCACUUCUUUUUUCUUUUAAUUUUAUUUCUCAUUUUACAAAUAUUUUAACAAAAAAGCAAAAUCUUUACAUAAUCAAUCUGCAUUUCCCUCAACUUCCCUCCCCUCCUUUCUGUGGUUACCUAUUUUAUAUCUUUUGCUACUGCAUAUCCCGUUCAAAACUUUUUACUAAUUUCCCCUUUGUAUUCCCUUUUCAUUAAUUCUUACUGCAGGUAUUUAUGUCAAUCCUGCUAAUGUUUUAGGUUGUUUACAAUACAUCUUCCAAUAAUCAAUAAAUUUUCCCUAUUCUGUUUUUAAAAGUCUCUCUUCUUGGUUUUUUAUUCUUCUGGUUAGUUUUGCCAUUUCUGCAUAUUCCAUCAGUUUUAAUUGCCGUUCUUCCUUCAUUGGAACUCUUUCUUCUUUCCAUGUCUUGGCAUAAAUCAAUCAGACAGCUGUAGCAUACAUAAUCUCUUCCUCUGUUCUUUGAGUACCUCUCCACCAAUUAUGCCUAAAAGAAAAGCUUCUGGGUUUUUUUAACUAAAGUUAUCUUCAACAUUUUCCCCCAAUUCAUUAUUAAUCAUUCCCCAGAAAGCUUUUGCUGCCUUGCCUGACCACCACAUAUGGAAAAAGGUACCCCUCCUCUUUACAUUUCCAUCAGGUAUCUGAUUCUGACAUACAUUUUUGCUAAUUUAGUAGGAGUCAGAUACCAUAUAUACAUCAUUUUCAUGUAAUUUUCUUUAAUAGCAGAGCACGCUGUAAAUUUCAAAUCCACAUUCCAUAAUCUUUCCCAUGCUGCCAUUUCACUCUUAAGUCCUAUAUCCAUUGCCUAGUGUAUGAUUUCACCUGUUCGUCUUUCGCUUGCCAUUCUAAUAGCAUUUCAGACAUUACUGUUUGAUUCUUCUCUAGCAGGUCCUUUUCUAGCUGAGAGGUUUGGUUUGUAAAGCCACUAUAUUUGCCCAACUUAAAUAACUUCUUAAGUUGAUAAUAUUGUAACCAACUCGUUAAUAUUUCUGCUAUUUCUUCAAACCUGUUUAAUUUGAUCUUCCCUUCCCCUUCUGUUAGCAAAUCUCUGUAUGUUACCCAUUCAUCACUCAUAUUUCUUUUUUUUCACCAUUAUGGUUUCUAUGUGUGACAGCCAUAAUGGUGUUUUCCUUUCCAGCAAGUUUUUGUAUUUAUCCCACACUUUAUAUAAGUUUUUCCUAACGACAAGAUUCAUGAAACCUUUAUGUAUUUCAGUUUUUCCAUACUACAAAUAUGCAUGCCAGCCAAAUCUAUUAUCAUGUCCUUCUAAAUCCAAAAUUUGCACAUUUUUAAUGUUAACCACACCUUUAACCAAUAAAGACAGGAUGCCUCAUAAUAUAGUCUUAAAUCUGGCAGGGAAAAUCCACUUCUUCCUUUAGCAUUUAUCAAAAAUUUAUGUUUUAUCCUCAAUUUCCCUGCCUGCCAGAUAAAUCUUGAAAUAUAUUUUUGCCAUUCUUUGAAACAUCCUGUUUUGCCAGUUACUGGAGCAGUUUGAAAUUAAAAGAGCAUCUUCAGUAAUACGUUCAUCUUUAUGACUGACAUCCUUCCCAUUAACAGCUUUCACUUCUUUUCUGAACUCUUCUUUCUAAUACAGUGGUACCUUGGGUUACAAAUGCUUUGGGUUACAAACUCCGCUAACCUGGAAGUAGUUACUUCGGGUUAAGAACUUUGCCCCAGGAUGAGAAUGGAAAUUGCACGCCGGUAGCGCAGCUGCAGUGGGAAGCCCCGUUAGCGAAAGUGCGCCUCAGGUUAAGAAUGGUUUCGGGUUAAGAACGGACCUCCGGAACGAAUUAAAUUUGUAACCCAAGGUACCACUGUAUGUGAAUCUGCUAUUGGAAUCAAAUAGUGAUUGAAGGCCACCAGCCACCUCUCUUAACCACAGUAAAGGCAAAGCAAAAAGUGAUAAAGGGCUGGAAUAAGUGUCUCACUAAAUGAAAAUAAAGCUCCGCUUUUGCUUUAGUAGAUCUUCAAGAAAACGCGUUUUCCAAACAUCCCCAUCUAGCAUAAGACAGUGAAAGGCGCACUCCCCCAUUGUCUCCCAAGACAGACAGAUGCCAACAACAGAACCUCACAUGCUCAUUACCAGGAUUAUAGAUAGCUAUUUUCAAUAUGGAAGGGGGGGUAUACAUUCAUGAAUACAGAAAUUGUGGUCUGUUGCCAAAGCAGUUGAUCAAAGUAGGGGGUGAGGAAAGGUGACUAAUAUCCAAAUGCCUCUUGAUUUGUGCAAAAUGCACAGCCCUUUUGGCUGAGCCAUGACAAUAGGCAAAUGAAUACGCUCAACCAGCCUGUUAAAUUGCUCAAAAGAGAGGUGUGGAAGGAUAAAAUUGUAAUUAUUAUGGAGGAGAGAGAUACCAGCGUUGUACCAAUGCAUGAAUGCAGCUCAUGACCUACACUCACAUUUUAUGUGCUGCAAUAUUCCUUCACACCUAUUUUGAAAGCUUUGUCAUGUGCUUGUGAUGAGUGUGCUGGGAAAGUAAUGAUUAAUUUGUUCUCUACAGCAUCUAUCCUUUGAAGAGAGAUAGGCAGAAGAUUGCUCUUGCGGUAUUUAGUGCUUACAUAACAUCACCUUAAGGCAUCAUAAACUCUUUGAAGCUAAGGACUGCUUUGUACUUCUCAGAAAGAAUUAUAAAUGCUUCAGAUCUCAAAGGUUUCAGAAGAGCAGGGUUAAACUGGUGGGGAGGAAGAGAAAAGAUCCCUUUAACAUAGUCUGUAUGUUUAAAAUUGUGCAGUUCCAAAUUGAAAUAGAAAUUAACUUGCUUUAGUCUGCAAAGAGCAGAAUUCUGUUUUACCUGACUUGGUUUUAGAGUAUGAAAUUGUCUUUAUUGUAUUUUAGAUAAUUUUUUAAAUUUAUGUUUGUAAGUUGCCUUGAGUCUAUUGUGAGGUGUAUGUAGCUAAAGAAAUAUGACCAACCAUUGUAAUGUGGCCAUACAAAAAUUGUUUUCACUGGAUGGAGAACCUCCUGUUCUCUUUCUUUCUUUCUUUCUUUCUUUCUUUCUUUUGCCACCUUCCUGAAAUGGCCAGAUAGAAGCGGGUGCACAAGCCACAAUCCAUGGGUGGAGCCUGAUAAGGGGGUGCGCGCUGUGCAGGUCUAGGUCAACAUAAGAGCCACAGGACAAACCCACAACAGAGCUUCCUGCACUUGUUGCACACAACCAGACCAAAGCAGGAAGUGUGAAAAGAAGAACCUUGGAAAAGUAACAUAAAUGGGAGAUGUUCUGCGUUCUCCAUGUCGCGGACUGUACAAUGUUUGCAUAUCCCAUGUUUUAUAUUGAGGUUGGCAGUGUUAGAAACUCAGCUAUAUAAUCUAGGCACCAAAAUGCUCCUUAAACCAAGGUUACAGUUGCCAAAACAGAAUGUCUACUGUAUUUUUCGCUCUAUAGGACGCACCGGACCAUAAGACGCACCUAGUUUUAGAGGGGGAGAACAGGAAAAAAAAAUCCUCUCCCUCUCUGCUCAGCACCCCUUCAGCAAAGCGGCAGGGGAAACGGAGCCCCUUCCAUUUCUCCUCUCACUUCGCUGAAGGGGCGCUGCGCAGAGAGGGAAAGCUGCGCAGCACCUCUCCAGCGAAGCGAAGCCAGGAGAGCAAGAGGGAUCAGUGCGCACCGAUCCCUCUUGCUCUCCUGGCUUCAAUGGCUAUCCCCGAAACCAUGGAGCCUGCAUUUGCUCCAUAAGAUGCACAGACAUUUCCCCUUAAUUUUUGGAGGGCGAAAAGUGCGUCUAUAGAGCGAAAAAUACAGUAGUUGGACAAGAUGGCUCUCAAGUCUUGUUUUUUCAAAGGAUUGACUGGCUGUGAUUGAUUAUCAGUUAAACAUCUGGCUAGUUCAGAUGACAGCCUUGAGCUAGGUUAAGAACUUUGAGAACUUAAAGAAGAAAAGUCACUUGAUCCAGGAAUAUGGAAGGUUGACCUAAUCCAGGCAUGGCCAAACUUGGCCCUCCAGCUGUUUUGGGACUACAAUUUCAAUCAUCCCUGACCACUGUUAGCUAGGGAUGAUGGGAGUUGUAGUCCCAAAGCAGCUGGAGGACCAAGUUUGGCCAUGCCUGGCCUAAUCCUACCUCUUUUUCUUAAAGGUGACAUGGACCAUUCAUAAUGCAGGAAUAUUCUACACAGAAUAAAACUUCAAACAUGAAAAACUUCCCUAAACAGGGCUGCCUUCAGUUAAUUCUUUAUGUAAUUAAUGCAAAUAUUUUUUUCCCUUAAAGUCUUAACUACAAAAAUGCUAGUACAUCAAACAGUAAUAUCCCAACAUCUUCUUUAAAAAUCAUUAUUGCUUGGUUUUGUGGCAUGUUGUAAGGGCUGAAAGGUUGGAGAUGGGAGUGGAGCUGAGAAAAGACAUUUGACCAUCAGUGACGAAAGCCCCAAUGAAGAGGUAGAUAAUGGUGUGUCCUCCAGAUGUUCUUGGGCUCCAGUUCCUAUCAGCCCCUGUAAACAUGGCCAGUGGUGAAGGAUGGUGGGAGUUAGUCCAACAAAAUCUGGAGUGCACAAUGUUGGCUAACCCUGGUCUAAUGGAGGAACUGCUAAUGGACCUUGAGAGUGCAGGCAUCCCUCAACUUGCGUGUGUUCUACUCACAAGCGACCACUUUUAUUCAUGCCCCUUUUCUCCUGCUCUGGAAGACAGGACAUGAACCAAUGGCUUCAAGUUACAAGAAAGGAGAUUCCAACUAAACUUCAGAAAAAACUUUCUGACAGUAAUAGCCGUUCAAUUGUGGAACGCUCUCACUUGGGAGGUAGUGGACUCUCCUUCCUUGGGGGUUUAUAAGCAGAGGUUGGACGGCCAUCUGGCAUGGAUGCUUGAGCUUCCAGCAUUGCAGGGAGUUGGACUAGAUGACCCUCAGGGUUCUUUCCAACUCUACAAUUCUAAGAUUUUAUUAAAAGUCCUUACAGCAUAAUGUAAUUUAGGUCCAUAUGAUUAGGCAAUUAGAAAUAAAUGAGAAUAAUGCAGUCAGAUAAACUGGUUUGUAUAGAUCUUUUGGGGUAGGAUACUUUGGUUAUAAUAACAGACUACAUCCAACCAAUCCUACUUAGUGCAGACGCUCCUUUUUCUUUGGCCUCCCCGACUGAUGUAGUUAAUAGUGUUCCCAGCUGAGGACAUUCAUUUCAUGACUUUCCCUCAUGAGUGCUUCAGGAAGUGUGCUGGCCAGCGAGAUUGUGGAGCCCUGUAGAAAAAGCAACACAAGUAAUUUUUUUAAGUGUUAAGAGAACACCCACACCUCUCAGCCACCUUGUAAACAUUAUUAAGGUAAUCUCCCGAAAGCCCCUAAAAUUUUCACCAAACUUCUCCCACCCAUAUCCCACUUUGUUUCUUAUGAGGGAAAAAUGGCUGAGGCCAGUUAAAUAGCUCUGACUCUAGCAAACAAAGGCUCUUGACUGCUGGCGUAUCUGGGUUAAGAUAGGGCUAGCUCUUGACUGGUCAAAAACAUGCUCCACUGUCAGUUGAAUUUUGGCUAAAAAUGUCAAUUAACGGUGAUUAAUAACAGUAGCAAAGAAAGUUCUUGUAUUUACCAAUUGAUGGCCUUGCAGAAAACUCCAAGCCUUCUGAGAAACUUUACAGAGUGAUCAUCCCUUGACUCAGGGAAUGCAGUGGUGCAGCAGUUGCGUCUUGUGUUAAUAUAAUGGUUGCUUGUGUUAUUUUGUCAUGAAGCAUGGUUCCUCCACUCUGGCCACAUUAGAAUUGCAUGCAGUUGUAACACAAUAACGAGCGUAGGCUAGGCCAUGUGGCUUAUUUCAGAAGGAAGAAGUUGGAACUAGAAGGCUCACUGACCUCUCCAAAGUCUGGCCCACUAGAGUUUCUAGAGCAGGCACCCCCAAACUCGACCCUCCAGCUGUUUUGGGACUACAACUCCCAUCAUCCCUGGCUAACAGGACCAGUGGUCAGGGAUGAUGGGAAUUGUAGUCCCCAAACAGCUGGAGGGCUAAGUUUGGGGGUGCCUGUUCUAGAGAAUAGGUGGCACCUUGUGACCCAGACUUCUGGAGGGCUGAUGAAAAAGUAGUUAGCAUGACCAGUGACCCAGUGGAAAAGGGAGGCAACCAUUUAAACAAAGACAGUUCAAGCAACUCUUGACAAUAUUUGACCAGUCGACUUCACCUCCAUUCUUGUAGGCUGCUAGUUAGCUGUGUGUCUUCAUCUACUCAAGUCAACUAACGAGUAUCACUUGCUUUCCCCCUUUUCCUGCAGGCCCUCUCUUGGAGCUUUCUUUGGGAAAAUUUAAGAAUGUGUUGCUGAACGAAACCAUUCCAGCUGAAGCAGUGUUGAGGAAUAUUGACAGCAAUGUGACUGUCAUUAUCUUUCAGAUCCACACCCACCACAAGAAUGUGACUAUUUCCUUUGAUAAGGUAUCUGAAUUACUGCUUAUUAGCCCUUGUGAUGUUUCAGUCGCUGUCAGGACUGGGCGAUGUGGGGUUUUCAACAUCACGGUGUAUCAGCGGUCAAGCAUCGCGGUUUGGUGAUGAACCGUGAUGUUGGAAGAAGCGGAAUUGGCCCCAGCCAGUGAGGCACAGGGUGAAACUGCCACAGCUCUCACUGUGGGAGCUGAGGUGCUUUGACUCAGCGCCUCGCGGGCUGGGGCCAAUGCAGCUGGCCCCAGCCUGCUGCUCAGCUGGGGGGCGGAAAAGCUCCUGCCUCCAGCUGAGCUGGGGCUGGGCAAGCCAGCGGGCCACCCCUUCCCGAAGACAGACCAGGCAGCAAUACCCAAGUGCAUGGAGCUUGCCAGGCUCUGUGCGUUUGGCUGCCUUCGUCUGUGCAGGCGUGCUGUCUCUUUUCCUCCUGGGGUGUAACAAGCAGGGGCAGGGGGGCAAUCUCUCAGCGGGGGAGCCUGGGCUUCGCAUUCCCCAGCUGAGCAGCCGUGAUCCUGAUCCUGCUCUCAAGCAAGCAGGAACACAAUUAGGGCUCUCUCUGCUGGGGAGGGGGAGCACUCUAACGGAGCCCCCACCCCGCCAAGCAAUUUUAAGAAGCGGAGGGAGGAACAAGCAAUGCAGAUUGCUUCUCCCUCUGUGGUGGUAUGAGGGGUAGACCCCCACGAUGCCUUCACUCAGCAGAACAUUGCUGGUGAAACCGCUCCUGAGUCCCUCUGUCUCCAGUGCCUGGCUGGAGCUUGUUUUUCCCUUGGCAUGCUGGGCGCUGGUGGCAGAAGGACUCAGGAGUGGUGGCGGUUUCACCAGCGAUAUACCGCUGAGUGAAGCUGUCAUGACGGCCUGCCCCUCAUACCCGUCCUGGGUGAUAUAUUUAUAUAUCGCCCAGGCCUAGUCACUGAUCUAAUACUUGGUUCACGUGCAUCUGGAAUACCCAGCAUCAAGUGGAAUAAUGGACACAUUGUGUGGACGGAGCGUGGUUCAGUGGGAUCUCAUGAACUCUAAUGCCCUUCACUUCCCUGUUGCUGCAUCUGCAGAAAGCCCAACAUCCCUGUUUGUCUAGGGGCUCUUGUCAAAGAUUCAGUAGCUGACAAUUGGAUUUAGUGAUUGCUCUCAAAAUGGGCAGUUGGACAUUACUCCAGCACCCUGCAAUCUAUGAGAGCGUGCACAAAAAUAAACUUAGCACGUUGCAGCUUUUAGAGGUAUUCAUCAAUCUCUUUGCUUCUUAGAAACCUUCCAGCAACAACUCAGGGGCUGGGACAGACCAAGGACUGGUUUCUAUCCUUCGGCCUCAGCAGACAGUGUGUACGUGGUACUUGCAAGCUGUGGGUGCUGACCAGGUGCUGAGCACAGCUGUUUCUUUCUCUUAUGCUGAAAGAGGUAAGCCAUCUUAUUUUUUCUGGAGUCAGGGUCAAAAUGAUGUGUGGCGUUCUCUUUGAGCUCCUGUGUGUAAUACAAAUUUUGUGCCUUCCAAUCUCCCUGCAUAGAGGAGAGUGAAGGUUUGGGAAAUCAAGCAGAAAUGCAAAACGUCAUGUCUUGCUCUCUUUUCAUCCCGUUAAAAAAUCCUCCUCCAUUGUAUUUCUUCAUCCAAUUUUAUCUGAGCUUUUAAUUUUCCUGGCCUGUAGCUAUUUAAUUCACUCCCCUCAGCAUCUCAGGAACCUCCGGCAGACUUUGAGAACGCCACACUUUCUACCUUAUGUCACUUUGGACUCCCUCUCAGAACCAGUUUUUUAGUGCAAUCCCACUUCAAGUCACUUUUGAAGGAACCAUGGCUUGGCCUGGCAGAUCCGUAAUGCAGACCCAUGGUCUGGGGUGGGAGCAGAGAGAUCACAUGUUCAUGAAGCUGGUUCUUGAGUUGCAAACCAUUUUUUGCUGCCAUUAUGAUUGCACCGGCUGAGUAACAACGCUUCAUGCAACAGGAGCCUAUUCACAAAAGCAGUGAACAUAAGACACAGUAUCUUACUUUAACAGCUGAUUGAAAAUGUGUUACUCCUUUUUAUUGAAGUCAUUUGACUCUUUCUGUUUAGAUCCAAUCCCUGGAGGCUGCAACAUGGAAUUUAACUUGGAAAUUGACCCCAAUAUUUAUUUAGAAUAUAACUUGGCUGAGACACACAUUAAAUUUGCCCCAGCAAAUCUAGGAUAUGUGAGGUAUGUAUCUUCCUCUUAGAUGGUGACUAUAUGGGUUAUUGUGUUUCUAGACUUCCAAACAAAGUUGUUUUAGGUGAGUCUGCAUCAUAAUCUUAAGGCAUACCUGCUUUCUGCAGCCUGAAAGGAAGGAAUUAAGGUGGUUUUCAGAGCUAGACUAGCCAUUUUUGUCCAGAGGACUGGCAGUAUGCAAUCUAUGAUUUUUUUUUUUAUCCUUCAGACAUAUUGGGGCAAACCAAAGCCGGUUCUUGUAGUCAGAAGAGGUGGGGGUAAGGAAGAAUGUAGACUUCUAACCCUUAGACUUGCAAAUAAAUGUAAAGGCAAUGGCAGAAAAUGGUAAUUGAAGUAAUUAUAUGUUCAGUCAUAUACAUAAUAAAAUAACAAUUCUGGGUAGGCUUGCUUUUGUUUAUUUAAGUAGGCCUACCCAGACAUGUAAUUUUAUUGUGUAUAUUUUUAAUAGCACCUGUUUUCAGUUAUAUUUUGAUAAUUCUUUAGGUUAACUUGCUUUUAUAAUUAGAUUUUAUCAACAUUUUAAAAUAACAAAUUUACAACCUCACUAAACCGUUGAGAGGUUAUAGAUGAUUAAGUGGUAUAUUAAUUCUGCUAAAUUAACAAGCUGACAUAAAUACCCCAAAAUUAAAAUACAUCUUUUAUCAGCAGUCAGGUUUUUGGUUUUUUUAAUGGUAGAAGUAGCAACUUUGCAGUCCUCUUGAGAUUGGGUAAUGACCCACCACUCCAAGCCUCUUUAAGAAUGGAGCUGCAGUAGAUGGGAAGGAAGAGGCUCCAGCUUAACAUUUUGUGAAACAGAAUUUCCCGGUUAUUUACUGUGAUUUGUAACUUUGGAGCUAGGCCUUUUGCCUGUGGAUCACAAUAAGAUAUAUUAAACCGUUCUGCAAUGUAUGGGAGGGAAGUAGCUAUUGGCACUACAAACUCUAGCCUCAAAGCGAAGUGUGAAAAUGAGCCUAACAAGUUCAAAUAAAUAUUCUCCCCUGCAAUUUUCCAGAGGUACAAACCCACCAUUGUGUGAUUUGGGCAGUAGCUCUAGGUGGCGACUAUCUUAUGAAGUCUAUCAGUAUUUCUUGCCAGAGAAUGACUUGUCUGAAGCAUCGUUUGUGAGCCACAUGAGAAAGAUGUCUGAAGUGCAAAGCAUCAGAAGGCAUGGCACUAAAGUAAGUUGUGCAGUUUGAGUGUAUGAAUGAGUGGCACUCUGCAGAUCCCGUGGUGUGACUGUGCUAAUUUCUUGAGUCCGUUUUGAAUGAAGAUUUCUUGAAGCCUUUUGUAGUCCAUGUUUGCGGUGACUUGCUUUAAUGAUAUUUCAUAUAGUUAUUGUGCUAGAAUCUUUUUGCGUUUUGUUGUUUUUAUAUGGCUUCCAGUAUGUCAACUGCCUUAGGAGACUCUUCAGUCAAAUAGUGGGUUAUCCUUAUUUCAAUAUUUCAAUAAUUCAGAGGGCUAAGAGGCAACACACAACUUGUCUCUAAAACUUGAGGUGUGGGAAAAGUAAGGCAUGUGUACAUAACCAAUCUCUUUUGUUCCCUUACUCUUUAUAUGUCCUCCACAGAUGAUGACCUUAGUGAACCAAGACAAAACUGACUUGUACUUCUCCUCGCUUCCUGGACAAGGAGUGAUCUAUAAUGUCAUAGUAAAGGAUCCACUGUGGAAUACCUCUGCUGCCUAUGUGCCUGCUCAUACAUACAUGUGUAGCCUUUCUGGCUCGGUGGAUAACUGUUCCUCUCUUAGUAAGUCAUUGGAAUGUAUCUAUAUCAUCCUCCCAACUCAAUGUACAUAAGGGGACAUGGUGGUCAUUCCUUGGAUGAAAGUUGCACACCGUUGCCCCUGUUUAAUGGCAUAUCAUGAAAUGUUCUUUUCUUCUGUAGAGAGACUCUCCACCAAAAUAUUUUUCACCGUGCUUGCUGUCCUUGGCCUCUUCAUCUGUUUUCAUGGACACAGAUUCUGGAAAACAGGUACUGGUUAAGGAGAGAGUGUAUGUCUUACAAAGUCUUGGUUCCCAGCACAAUUGCAUUUUGCCAGUUCUGAUCCCUGCAGGUUAGUUUAAUUGAUGAGCUCCAUUACUAUGCGUUGUUUUUUAUAUUUUGUUGGAAGCUGUCCUGAGUGGCUGGGGCAACCCAUUCAGAUGGGCAGGGUACAAGUAAAUAAUAAAAAUAAAAUAAAAUAAGAAUAAUAAUAAUAAUAAAUAAUAAUAAUAAUAAUAAUAAUAAUAAAAAUAAAUAAUUAAUAAUAAUUAAUAAAUAUCAUUAUCAGCAUUAUUAUUACAAAAAUAGAGAGCAGUGUCUUUAUUUUUGCAGAGGCACCGCUUAUUCGCUUCCCCAAUUAUAAUAGAAAGCAUACUUAAUUCUUAUAGCCAGGUAUCUGGGAGGUUGGCUCAUCAGGCUGUUUUGGGCUAACCACAUUCCCUUCCCCUGGUCCUGGUAUUGUAUGUGAGGGGCAUCGGAAAGUUCAAGCUGUUGGUAAAAGUAAGAAGAAUGCAAGAACUCUUAAUUUGCAUUCCUGGCUUGAAUUUAAGCCACUGUGCAAUUGUGGCUUUAGUUGCACCUGAAAAGGAAGACCUCCCCACCCAUUUUAGAAAGACUGAAAGAGAAUUAUAUACUCCCUGUGUUACUGUAUGAGUACCACGUCACUAAUCUGUGGUGAUUUGGUCAAAGGCCAUCCCAGAGCUGGAAGUUACAGGUAGCCUCUUUUAUGGUAGGCAAUUCUGCAGUGUCUCUGCAUCAGGAAUGAUCAAAUGGUCAGUUACAACCCAGUGUGUGUGUGUGUGUGUGUGUGUGUGUGUACUGUUGCCUUGAAAAAAAAAAGGUGAAAUCACAUAGCUGCAGGAAUACAUUGGUGUUGCAGAAUGGCUCUUGCUAGUUCCAUUGUCUCAAAAAGUGUUCACUGGCUUAUUCAAGGACAUGACAGUGGGCUUUAUCAGUUUUUGAGUCCCUGUACGUAUAUAGGUGUCAUGGCAGUAAAGGUUACAUGCCCAGGUUGUGGGGUGGUGAACUUGUAGAACUCUUUUAAAUCCAAAUAGACCCUUCUCAUUCAAAACCCGGAAAAUACUGUUUUUAAAAAUAUAUUAAUUUCCCCUCUUAGAUUUAUUCUUCAUGGGCUUCAUCUUUACGGCAUUCUUUUUCUUCAUAACCAUUUCGAGAACAUCUGCUCUCAGUUAUGAUGGUAAGCAGAGACAAGUAUGGAUUUAUUAAUACCUUGGGAAUGUUUGUUUGAAGACCAGCAUUAGAACAUAGGUGCUCUUGUUAAUAUCCGCUGGCCAGCUUGAUGCUGUGUACCUUUCUGGUGCGAUUAACAGUUGCAUCUCACUCCUGAAUUACGGAACAGUGACUAAAGAAGACUUUUCAAGUAAUACUGAAAGGUGCAGUACAGUUCAUGGCUAAGAUUUAAGGAUGGAUUAGAAUCAACAGAAAUGACUUUUGUUUUUUCCUUAAUCUGGUACUAAUAUUUGUGCUAGGAGAAAGCAAAGUCCACAUUACAUCUAUAAAUCUGUCAGCAUUUCUUUCAGUUAAAGGUUUGAGCUGCAGAAGUUUGAGUCCAUAAGCCAUGGCUGUGUGUAUACUUCAGUUCCAUUGCCCUCUAGAAACAGCCUGGCGUGUGCAAGUUCAGAACUCAGUUUCCUGAAUAUUUUGACUCUCACUUUUAAAAAAACCAAAGGUUCUCACCUUUCUUGCUGUGAAGAUAUGUGUGAAAGUAUGUGGGCGGUGGCUGCUGACACUCAAAACCAAAUAGAUGGUUAAGUUACUAUUUUCUUUGCUUCAGUAAGAUUCAGUAUGUUGCAUAACUUUUUACCCUUUGCCAUGAUGAGCAAAACAAAAAUAAAUCCUGGAAAGAAGAUAAAGUGUAAUAAACUAUGCAGAAAGAUACAACCCAGAUUUAUUUCCAUUUUUUGUAGCAGAAUGAUACCAAAUGAAUUGUGUUAGUGUAACAGAUGCACAGUUCUUUAUAGAGGCUGAUAAUUUUUUAUGCUAGUAGCUUCAGAAUCCUAUUUGACAAUCUCAUAUAGCCAGUUGAAAAAUUCAGGCAAAUGUAAAUCCCAUUGUUGCCUUGAAAAAUUUAUAUUUAUUUUAUUUCUUGAUUAAUGAGAGGACCACAGGUAGUCAUGUAAUAAGUAGCUAAAACUACAUGUUACAUUCAUAAUUGUUUAGCUGUUCUUGUUUUAUCUGGAAGCAGCCUUGAGUCCCUGUCAGGGAAAAAGACAGGAUAUAAAUAAACACCACCACCAUUACUACUACUACUACUGUUACUAUUACUAUUUCUGCUAUUCUUAUUUCUAGUGCUGUGUAGCUGCUGAUUUCCCAUGAAUGAUCCUGCACUGCUGUGGUUACUCAAAAUGUUACUUGGGCAACAUGGUUAAUCAGCAACCCUUUAAUUUCCCUUUUCUUUUUAAACCAGUAUGGAGGAGUCCAACAUGCAGCAGGAAUCAUCUUGAUUAGCAGAACAAAGUCUUUUAGGACCCCAGAGGCUAGUCCACAAAAAUGUAUCCCAUAAUUAAUGUGUUAGUCUUUCUACCAUUCUCUAACGCUCCUUGUUUGUUACAACAAACUGGCAUAGCUACCUUUCUGGGAAUGUGUUGGCAUGGAUUUUUUAAAAAUCAAAGUGCAUUUGCACAGGCGUGGGUGAUGUUGGAGAAACAAGCCUCACUUUUCCCUCUUCUUCUCCUUCCUUGGUCAUCCCAGUCAAUCUUGGUCUUACUGCAGUAGCUGGAGUUCUUGGAGGUCUCCUCUUGGUCGCUUACUGGUGGCGAUUUGGCUUUGUGAUCCUCUGUAUGUUGAUCGUGGGGCUUGUGCUGGGCUUCCUUGUCGCCUCUACAGUUUUCUUCACUCCAAUAGGUAUGUCACAUAGUUAUGAUUCCUAUGAAAUGUGAAUAUUCUUUGUUACUUUAUGAAGUUUUGUGUUGCGAUUACUCUUGCUGUCUUUUGCUUUCCACUGAUUUAGGUCUGAAGAGAAGGGCGCUACCAGUUGCACUUCUGAGAGCAAAAAUAUUGUAUUAAAACAGAGUGUUGCCAGUUUAAUUUCUAUCCUUUUGAAAAACGCACCAUAUUUUUCGCUCUAUAAGACACACCAGACCACAAGGCACACCUAGUUUUUGGAGGAGGAAAACAAGAAAAAAAAUACUCUGAAUCUCAGAAGCCAGAACAGCAAGAGGGAUCGCUGCACAGUGAAAGCAGCAAUCCCUCUUGCUGUUCUGGCUUCUGGGAUAGCUGUGCAGCCUGCAUUCACUCCAUAAGACGCACACACAUUUCCCCUUACUUUUCAGGAGGGGAAAAGUGAGUCUUAUAGAGCAAAAAAUACGGUAUGUGCUACCUUUCAGGGCAAAACCUUCCCAAGCUGGCUUACAUCAAAACUAUCCUGUAUACUAAUGUCGUAGAGGCAGAACUGCUACAUAAAAAUAAGCUACACUCUAAAGUAUUCUGUAUUAUUUACAAUGGACUUGUGUAAGAAUGGUCAUAUUUUAUAUAUUAUUUUUCUAAACAUGGCGAAUAUUGUGUUGGUUGUCUAAUAGGAGUUCAGAUAUACUUCAGCAAAUGUUUUAACAAGAAUCCACUUUGAGGAAAGUAUUGCAGCCAACACUUGGCAAUGAGUUUGCUCCUCAGUCAUCCCUUUAAAUGCAAUUACUUCUCUCAAAAUAAUGGACUGGGGAUAUUGGCCUCCAGGUGCCUAUUGCAAGAUACUUCCCUAUGUGGGCACGGUUUUGAACAUUGAUAAAUGACUUUGAAUUCCACCUGGAAUUGCAUUUAACUCACACUAAUCUGAUGCCUUCACACACUUCUAGGUCAGAAGGGUUUCCUUUCUGACAGAUAAAUGACCACCCAGAUCUGCUUUUUUUAAGGUGUAUGCAAUUUUAUCUUGUUUUGAGCUUUUAAAUUUUGUAAUUGGUGUUUUUGUCUUGAUACUGGUCAUUGACUAUAAUAAAAUGAUUUGACUUGACUUGACCUUCACAGGAGACUAUAAAGUUUUCCAAGAUGAUGCAGUAUUCUGGGUGACCUUCUGUUGCAUUGCCUUGAUAGUCCCAAUACUUUUUGUUGGAUACCCCAGAGUUGUAAGUACCUUAUUUGAUUUUUUAAAGUGUAAUUGUUUCAGCUUCUGUUCUUGUACAUUUUGGAGUGAUGGUGGACAGAAUGCUGUAACUAAACUUUCCCCCUUUUGGACAUAGUUGUGAAAAACCAGUGCUUGCUUGUAAAGGUAAAGGGACCCCUGACCGUUAGGUCCAGCCGUGACCAACUCUGGGGUUGCGGCGCUCAUCUCACUUUAUUGGCCGAGGGAGCCGGUGUACAGCUUCCGGGUCAUAUGGCCAGCAUGACUAAGCCGCUUCUGGCGAACCAGAGCAGCGCACGGAAACGCCGCUUACCUGCCCGCUGGAGCGGUACCUAUUUAUCUACUUGCAUUUUGACGUGCUUUCAGACUGCUAGGUUGGCAGGAGCAGGGACCGAGCAACGGGAGCUCACCCCGUCGCGGGGAUUCAAACUGCUGACCUUCUGAUUGGCAAGUCCUAGGCAUUGUGGUUUAACACACAGUGCCACCCGCGUCCCUAGUGCUUGCUUACUCCCUCUCAUUUACAUUCUGUUAUGCAUAUGAUACAUAUCCAGGGAGACAAGCUGCCGGAGGCAAGCUUUUGAUAUAUGAAUUCCUGUUUCAUUAUGUUUUCUUUCCCCCACCCACCCACACAAUUCCCACAGCCCCACUUUAUUUUAUGUUUAAUUUUUUAUUACUGUAAUUGUUCGCUGCUCCAGGUAUACCUGGAGGACAGUUUCUGUUAAUAAUGACCCAUCCUUGGUGAAUUGCAUUGGCUCAGCCUGGCUACAUUUUGCCUCUGCUUAACUGCAUUUCUAAGCAAUUCAACUUUUUGUUCUGUAUGCCUUCAUGAGCUACAGUGGAACCUACAGUAGUUUUCCCUUAUGAAAGCCAUGCUCAAAAAAACCCUACAAAGCACUAAUUUGGGGAUAGGGAAUUUGUAGCUGUCUAGAUGGUGCUUUGCAAUCUUCUGCCUUCAUAGAUAGUGGCCAGCCUCUUUUCAAAGCCAUUCACAGUCUGUUCUUUCUCUUUAGCUGAACAUCUUGACAUGUGGCAUCAUAGGGUCCUACACCAUAGUCUUGGCUACAGCAUGUUACUUGUACACAAGUCUCUCUUACAUUAGCAUCGACCUGCUCCGGAGGAUUCUAGAUGAAAACUUCAAAAGAGCUUUCACCAAUGUGCCCUUUCAGCGUAACGGUAAGUGUGUCUUCAGAUGAGUUCCUUGAUUGGAGGCUUGCAACUGAGAACCUCAGAAGAGAAGUUUGUAGCAACCAUGAAUGCUUCCAAAAAGCUUAAAGUAGAGGACAGAAAAGAAUUGUGCCUGAAGAGUGCCGUUGCAGAUACACUUAGCUUAGCGCUGCAUUGGAUGUUCCAAACGCAUGAAUGACUAUGCUGCUCUUUCCCAAGCUUCUGGGUCUUGGCCGAAGGGGAAGGAGAGAGGUGCAUGUGUUUUGUCCUGGUUGGAGAUGAAUACUGCGUACCUUGUCCCUUCAGACAAGACUCGGCAGCAUACUGGUCUUCCUUUUCACACUUUUAUGGAACAUCUUAAAUCGCUCGAGGGUGUGGGGCAGAGUAGCAGUUCCAAGGCCUUUGUGGGGGAAAGUAGAUGUGAAGAGGGAUUUAAAAAAACAGGUGUAGGUUUUAGAAACUGUAAAGGAAAACUGGCCUGGAUAAGUAAAUGAGGACUUGGGCUGGCUUACUAAAAGAGAAGGAAGAGAUCCCACUUCAGUCGAGACUUACCUAUUGGUUUCUUCAUCUUGCAGACAUCAUACUCUUGGCGGUCUGGGCGAUGCUGGCCAUUGGAGGAAUAACGAUACAGCUGCGCAGAGAGAAACGCGAAGCCCCUUUUCCACCACAUCCCUACCUGAUAUGGAGGCGUGAAAGAGAGCGCAGGAUAACUAACAUCCUAGAUCCAAGUCACCACGUCCCUCCCUUGAAAGAAAGAAUUCAUAGCAAGCUAUCUCAGAUCAAGGACUUUUUCCAAAAAGAGCAGCCAGCAGGGGAGAGAACACCGCUACUCUUGUAAACUGUCAUGCAGCUGGGAAGACUUGGGAAAUGCAGGCAGAGAUUUUUCUGGAGCCAGCAGACACCCAGUGGUGCUGAGAACUUCCUCUGUCACCUUGCCUUGCUAAACAGAAAUAAGAAUGAACUGGAAGAAGAUCAACACUAGUUUACUUAAAGUAGUCCUGCUUGAUGGUUUGCUGUGGCACACAGGCACUUGCAUCUGUUGGUAGUUCGCCACAAGGAUGGAGUAUGCGUAUGUGCAAUGUGUGAAAAUAUGGGGAUGGGUGGGUAAGAUGGGGAGAGAAUGUAAUGGACAGGUGUGCAACUUCAAAAUCUUGAGAGAUGGAAAUGGACACUUCAAGCACACGCAUGGUUCUCUUCAAGCACAGUACACCCUUUUAACAAGUGCCACAUUUUGAACGGUCAUUUCUGUUGCACAGUCUAUGGCAGGAAGGGGGGAGAAUAAUUGGAGACUGACUGCAUAUGGAAAAACAGCCUCUUGCUGACUGUGGCACUAUUAAUUCUAAACUUGCACAGUUGCUGCUAGCCAAUACCUUUAAGAUGUCAAGCUGUACUAAAAUAUUUUUUGAUCAUUUAACAGGUUAGCUUGCAUUCACUUUCUGUGUGUGAGAAAAUCAAGUAAUUUUGAUUCCAAUACCCAAGAGGAGAAAAAGCUUUCUGAAGGUUUAGCGCUAAAUUUUCUACUAGGCUGUAAAUCUGGUUGUAGUGAGUGGUGGCUGCUAAGGCUGGAAAAAAGGAUAGUCUCUUGAUGCACUUUGAAAUGGAAGGUUGUUUUUAUUAGGAUCAGUGGUGCAAGACACAAUGAGUAGCCUUUACAGCACUUCAGUUGCUUAAGUUCCUUUUCGUAUUGAAGUGUUUGCCCCUACACUAAUUGUCACUGGAUUUUUUCUCUCUCUCCUUUUUUAAUAUUUGAGAAGAAAAGAAACCCCUAAACCCAGUUUGCAGGCAUUUGGGGGCACUGCUGCUCAGAAAGAUGUAACAGACAUCUAGGGCAGCCAGCUUCCAGAGCCUUGAGGGUGGGGAAAGAAGGGCAGAUCUUGGGUAAUUUGCCUAGGAGUCCAGACCAGAUCACUCUCAGCCAUGGUGUCACUUCUAGGCUUAGAGGAGUGGGAGUGGGGUGGUCCCCAAGCCUCUAUUUGGGACACCGAGUUCACAGAAAAGGAUUCUGCAGGCAGAGGAGAAAACGGAACCAUUUAAACGCCUGCUUCUGGCCAUAUACCCAUUUACCCCUAGCUUUGCAGCUGGCGCACAGAGUUGCCCCUGCCUCUGUGCCUCUUUAGCUUAUCAAUUGGCCCUCCCCAAUAAUAACCCUUUGGCUUGGAGUAAUGCAGUUAUACGUAAAGCAGUUAGUUGAACAUUAUACCAGUACCUUAUUUGACGAACACAUUUCCUGUAAUGAACUGCUCAAACCACUUGUGUGGGUGCAGGGAGCAAAAGUGCCGUGAAGCAUGAUAAACAUCCAGUUUAAACCUGAAGUGUGUGAUUGCAUUAGUCAAUGUGCACCCAGGCUGAAGUCUUAUUCUCAGGGCUUUUUUUAAUCGUGGGAGAGGAAACUGGUGGAGGUGUCUGGCUUGGUUAGGGUUUUAAGAUUCCUCCAGUGUUUGAAUUGGGGUUCCUGAUCUUCAGAAGGCAGCCAGCAGAGAGAACUUGAGCAUGUGUGUUUGUCCUCUCAUUGUUGCAGCGUUAAAAGCUGUGCCUGUAGAUGUACAUACACAGCUAUCCAAGGUGGAGGAGCCCCAUCACUGCAGAACCUGGCACUAUGUGCAUAAUAUGUAUUUUCUUUUGCAGACAGGUGGUGUAAGAACAGAAGACUGUUUUCUAUUAUCUCCCCUUUGUGUUCAAACACAACUUGUCUGUAUAGUGAGGAUCUGUUGCAUUCCAUGUUGAUGCUCGAGUCGCUUGCUGCUUGUGCCAUUUGUAUAUUCUAGCAAUAAUGGUGUUGCAGGGUGGGUAGGAGGUUUGUUGGCACAGACUGCAUGGACUGCACUCACUCCUAGUCCAGGAAAGCUGCUGUGGUAGGACACCUUCUAAACAAGAGCACAUCUUGGAAGGUGCAUAUCUGAACUUACCUAAUUUUAAAUAUGCUUUAUUUGUAUCUCAGGCCCCUAAGGCUGCUGGGUAGAAACCAGAGGAGAUGCACUGCACCUUUUACAGUUUUCCGUGUGCAGGAGAUGAGCCGGUCCAUUCCUCUCCUGGCUCUGAUAUUCACCUCUUCCCUGCCUCGCAUAACAAGGCCUCAUGUGCGCUGUACAUCAGGAAGGGGAUACAAGGCAGAUACUGCUUCAUUCACCUUGUAUGUAUCAAGGAAUUUAAAGGUACUGUGUGGAUCUCCAGGUUUCAUCCCAGCAACUCCCACAUAUGUUCAAACUGUGGAUUAUAUCCAUGAACAAGAUGAACGUCUGCUUGCACUAUGGGACUUCACCUUCUCAAACUCACUGCAGUACCCCCAUAAUCUGUUCUGAGAAUGCAUGGAUUGGGCUGUGUGCAUGGGGGCGGGGGCUGCAGUGAGGGGGAAGAAGGUGAAGUCAAUUUGUGGUGUGCUGGAUUCCACCUUAAGCUAUUUAGCUUUUUGAAGAGCUGUAGGGCAUUCUUGUGUCAAACAGACCUUGAUACUUAACCUAAACCAUUUUUAGAUGCAAGAAGGCUGACAGUUGAAAGCAACAGAGUUGGUGGUGGAAAGAAGAUGGAAAAGUCCAUAGUUCUUGGCAAAUAGACAGAGAUUACUUUCAUUUUAAUGUUGAAAAGUAGAAGCUGUAGAUGAAAUAUACUGUGUCCCCUUCUGUCAAGGGCAGCUUCAUUUUACUAGCUCUCUGACCUUUUUGUACUGAGAAUUAAUUGCUGCAUAUUGGCUGCUUAGGCCACACUUUGUUAUAAAGCAACUAGUUCCAAUUGCUUUGGUUUUUAUAACUGCCAUUAUUUACAAUGCAAAGAAACAAAAAACAAACCCAUUUUCUACUCCUUUUUAUAAUAAAGGUGUACUUGAAAGGUGUGCUAUUUGUAUGAUCUCCCUGUGUGUGUUACCCUUUAGGGACUCAUCUGUGUGUCUGAGUUCAUUCUGUCUCAUGUUUUUUAUCUUGAAGGGAAGGCAGCUUAUAUGUGUUUUUCCAAGUGAAGGAAUGGCAAAUACAAUUCCUGCUUUGCAAGGUAAGUGAAUAUGUAACUACUACAGCAGUGACUGGCUUCUGUAUAGAAACUUCCUGCGCAUUAGGAUCAAAUGCGCAUCAGUGUGCCAUUGGGGUAUUAGUUGAUGGCCUCUCAAACUCUGUCCUUAAAUCUACUACAUAUAUUACAUUUCAUGGUUACUGGUCGUACUUCUUUAUUUCUAUCCCAACAUUUUAGGGCAAUUUCUCAAAGGCAGUUUUGCAAUAAAAAUGUUUAC